CGUAGAUCAAACAAACGUAGAUAAAGCAUCGCUGCACACGUGCUGCGGUUUCCAGGGGUUGCGCGCAAAUAAACGAUGCGUAGAAUUAAGAAGGCGGGUUCCGCUGUGUGCGUGGCCGCGGCGCUCCUUCUCCUCCCGCUGUCCUGUUUGCUCCAAACGGCGGAGGGUCUCCGCUUGAGGAAAACGGAGAGACGAGCGGCGCAGCGAGAGCCCGGGCCCCGCGCCUAUACGGGCGCUCAGGAGGGACAAAUCAUCUUUGGGGAAAUUUCCGAGAAGGUCACAGAUAAAAGCAAGAAAAUUUCAAACGCUUCUGCAGAUGAUGAAGCGGCUUACCAAGCAGAUUUUCCAGGAUGGUCUAAGGUAGCUGUCCAGGAUCCAGCAUCCAAAGACAAGUGGAACCAAAUGGCAACAUCCCUGGAUUGUUUUGGGGACCACAUGAAGUUCAGAUCACUUGGUCCAGGUGCUUCACAAUUUGAAGUUGAGCAAGCAAAUAAACAAUCUUUACCGCUGGCCAUGGUACCCCAAGGAUGUGGCUACAACAUGCUUGGAAACUCCGUGUCAUUUGUUUUGAUUGUUCCUUACAGUGGUUGCCAUAUGCUUCAUCAGGGUGGAGGUUACAAGCUGCCACUGCGCUGGAAGGGGCAUCCACUAUCACUUCUGUGUCCAAAAAGAGCAGCGACUUUUCUGUCAAAUCUCUUCCAUAACUGGGCUCAUAAACAUCUCUGGCCUCGUAAGCAUUAUUGGCCUCAUAUGCACCACUUGCAUUUUGUGCCACCAGUUUUGCCCCAACCUCUAGAUCAGGUUCAGAGCUUGCCUCCAGUUUGGCCUCCGAACCCUCAGAUUCAAGUCCUACCACCAAACGUCCCUCAGCCUCAAGACUUUCAGGUUCAGAGCUUUCCACCAGUUUGGCCUCAGAAUCCUCAAAUUCCUGUCCUACCACCAAACGUCCCUCAACCUCAAGAUCAUCAGGUUCAGAGAUUUCCACCAGUUUGGCCUCAGAACCCCCAGAUUCAAGUCUUGCCACCAAAUGUCCCUCAACCUCAAGAUCAUCAGGUUCAGAGAUUUCCUCCAGUUUGGCCUCAGAAUCCUCAGAUUCAGGUCCUAUCACCAAACUUCCCCCAGGCCCAGGAUCCCCUGGUUCAGGUCUUGCCACCAAAUGAUCCUCAGAGUCAUUCUCUUCCACCAGUUCGUCCUCUUACCCAGGAUCCUCAGAUUCAGGUCUUGCCCCCAAACCUUCCCCAACCUCAAGAGCCGCAAGUUUUACCACCAGCUCCAGACCAAAACAAAAUUCAGUUUCCAUCAUUGUUUUAUGACCUGCCUCAGGUUCCGGUUCCACCUCAGAACCCUCAAGUUAACAUUCCUCCACCAGUUCACAACCUACCUCAAAGUAACUUCUUUCCUUAUCAGUAUCUCCCUUACUUCUAUGGCACAGCGGCUGAUCCAGAAAAGUAUCCAAAGUAUCCACCUUACCCUUAUGUCCAGUUCUCUUUUGGCCAAACUCCAGCCGCAGCACCAGAUACAACUGAAGCACCAAAAGUAAAGCCUAGCCAAGAUACUUUCUUCUCACAUUUCCCCUGGUCCUACGGCCAUCACUUCUCGGACUUGACUCAACAAGCUCAAUAUCCAGAAGCAAAGACGACAUCGCCUCCUACAACUACGACUCAGACUCCAAAAAAUGUUCCCUUACAGUUUUAUGCUCCUGACAAUCUGCCUUUUUUUCCAUUUGAGCAUCUACCGUUUUCCCAGAUGUAUCCAUAUUUCCUAGGCUGAUCUGAAAGGACUACAAUAAAUGUUUUGAAUAACA
Messenger RNA from Oryzias melastigma (Indian medaka), 1804 nucleotides. RefSeq names its product bromodomain-containing protein 4. The transcript has 4 exons. The coding region runs from base 76 to 1770 and encodes 564 amino acids. The record is from RefSeq and is a predicted model, not a curated record. Lineage: Eukaryota; Metazoa; Chordata; Actinopteri; Beloniformes; Adrianichthyidae.